AUGGAUGAGUGCAAGGCCACAGCAAGUCCGGUCGACUUGAGCACUCGGCUUGUCGCAAGCACCGAAGCGGCCAAGAUCGACGUUCCGUUUCGUGAAGCUGUGGGAGCUUUGAUGCACUUGACGACUGCGACGCGCCCGGACAUUGCGUAUGCUGUGGGGUACGUCUCGCGCUUCAUGGAGAAUCCGCAGCAAGAACAUUGGACGGCGGUGAAGCGCAUCUUUCGUUACUUGCAAGGGACCAAGUCGCACGGACUCCGCUUCCAGCCAAGCGACAAGAUCGACUUUCGUGGCUACUCGGACGCGGACUGGGCCGGCGACCACGCUGAUCGCAAGUCGACUUCGGGUUACACUUUCAUGCUGAUGGGUGCUCCUGUGAGUUGGGGAAGCAAGAAGCAGUCAAGUGUGUCGCUGUCGACGAGUGAAGCGGAAUACAUCGCACUGAGUCUGGCCAUCCAGGAAAGCAAGUGGGUGCAUCGCCUGCUAUGCGAGAUUUUGGCGGCCGCAAACGAACCAGGACCGGACCUCGUCAUCUGUGAAGACAACCAGUCGUGCAUCAAGAUGACGAAGAAUCCGGUGAAUCAUGGCCGCGCCAAGCACAUCGACAUCAAGUACCAUCACAUCCGUGAUGAGGUCAAGCGCGGGGAAGUGCAGCUCGAGUAUUGCGAGACUUCCGUGAUGAUGGCGGACAUCAUGACCAAGGGACUUUCGGGACCUCGUCACAAGGACUUGACGACGGCUCUCGGCAUUCAUGCGAGUUCGGAUUGA
Messenger RNA from Peronospora matthiolae, 765 nucleotides. The record is from the annotation of a GenBank genome assembly. NCBI's taxonomy places the organism in Eukaryota, Oomycota, Peronosporomycetes, Peronosporales, Peronosporaceae.